Molecule: messenger RNA, 1215 nt
Organism: Symbiodinium natans
Lineage: Eukaryota; Dinophyceae; Suessiales; Symbiodiniaceae
Source: the annotation of a GenBank genome assembly
AUGGUUCCUGGGCUACCAAGGAAGCCCAAGAAGAGCUUCAGGCGUUUCGGCAAAAUGCGCGAGAGGCUGUUGAUGAAGCUUGUGAGACUCCUCAGGAAACUGACGGGUGUCGACCGACGCGCCAUUUUUACAGAGCGACUCUCUCAAAGUCAGAGGUUGGAGCUGGAAGCCUUCAUGUCGAGUCUUCCCAAAGAGCAGCCGGUCCCCGAGAAGAGGGGCGACCUAAGCUCAGAGGAAGACGAGGCACUGGCUAUUGAGGACCUUGAGGACGCUGAGGAUGUAGAUUUCAAAGAUGUGAAGUCCAGAGGUCGGAGCCCUCGAGCCUCUGGGCAAGGCAUUACAGCCAAGGCUCAGAACUAUGAUGCCUACGUGUCUGUUGAGUGGAUACACGUGAAGUGCAGAGGCUUGAAGACAUUGGAAGAGGCCAUUGACACGCACAUCCUUCUCACAGAGGUCGCGGAGCGUGUCCGCAAUGACCAAACCUCUAGCAUGAAGGACAGACUGCUCCAGGCCAUUGACGUGACCUCCAAGGAACAUGGGAUUCAUGUCGACAAGGCAAAGAUUGCGUUGAGGAUUCAGGUGCCCUCUUCACAUUGGACUGGCAGGGGGUUAAUGACCCCAGUCUUUCCAAUAAGCGAAAUUGAUGCGUUCGCCCAAUUCUGGCUCAAGUUGAGAGAAGCACGCGGGCAUUCCUCAGGCAAGGUCAAGAUCGGGGGCAAAGGCAUGGCAUUCCGAAUGACACCUGCUGAGAUGGAUGAGAUGUGGUCACGUGUGCGAGAGGUUUAUUUGGAUCUUCGUGCCCAGCGAGGGCAGAACCGAGAGGAAGUUGCGCGCCGCUUGGAUGCCGUGGUGGCGCAGCGUGCGCCUUUCAGAAAGAGAAUUUGGCGAGCUUGGAAUCAAGCAAUGAUGCAGAGAGCCGAACGGCAGCAAAGAGCCUACGAGUCGCGCCAGAAGAGAAAACUGGAGCAACUGGAACGCCGUCGCAUGGCGCGUGAGGAUCGUUGGGCAAGAUCUUCGUGGCGUGAACUUGAAAAGGUUCGAGGGCGCGUAGAGGCGCUGCUCUUGCAAUGGAGCAGAAGCCACAAGGGAGCAAAGUGGGUGGCGAAAGCUGCCACUGGCCGACGUGUGCAAACGCGGACACGCUUGACAGGCAAAAACAAUAAGGCUUACCGGCACGAUGCAGAAGAAUAUAUAUUUCAGAUUAUUCAAGUAUAA